Molecule: messenger RNA, 2682 nt
Organism: Botrytis cinerea B05.10
Lineage: Eukaryota; Fungi; Ascomycota; Leotiomycetes; Helotiales; Sclerotiniaceae
Exons: 12
Coding region: 121-2595 (824 amino acids)
Biological process (GO): glucan catabolic process
Cellular component (GO): extracellular region
Molecular function (GO): cellulose binding; beta-glucosidase activity
Source: RefSeq, a predicted model, not a curated record
GAUUCCACGUCAAAGCUUGAGUGCGAACAUGAGUAUAUAGUAGUGAUUCAUUCCUUAUGUCUACCAUUCCUAUGCCCCAAUCCUGUUCUUUCAUGCAUUUUAUCUUUCCAUACAAAUAAAAUGUAUUUUUCCUCUUUUGUCCUUCUGGCAUUGUCCACCCCCAUCCACGCCGCAGCAGGUGAUGGAGAUUGGAAUGCUGCAUAUACCAAAGCUAAAACAACUUUGGCCAAACUCACGAAUGCAAAUAAAGUCACGCUAGUUACAGGCGUUGGAUGGGAGAAGGGGCCAUGCGUUGGCAAUACCGCUGCUAUUCCUUCGAUUGGAUGGCCGGCUUUCUGUUUACAGGAUGGUCCUUUGGGAGUUCGAUAUGCUCAAAAAGUAACGGCGUUUCCUGCGGGGAUUACUACAGGUAGCACUUGGGAUACAGAGCUGAUGUAUGCGAGGGGUAAUGCUCUAGGAGCCGAAGCCAAAGCACUCGGUGUUCAUAAUCAGUUAGGUCCUGUGGCUGGACCUUUGGGGAAAAUUCCAGUGGCGGGGAGGAAUUGGGAAGGAUUUAGCAAUGAUCCUUAUCUUUCUGGUGUUGCCAUGGCGAAUACGGUAGAGGGCAUGCAAGCAGCAGGUGUCCAAGCAUGCGCGAAGCAUUACCUUGGGAAUGAACAGGAAUUCAAUCGAGGAACAAUGAGUUCGAAUAUUGUCGAUAGAGUUAAUCACGAGUUAUAUCUUUGGCCCUUUGCCGAAGCAGUCAAGGCAAACGUCGCGUCAGUAAUGUGUUCAUACAACAGAUUUAACAGCACGUACGCUUGUGAAAAUCAAGCUUUACUUACAGGACUAUUGAAAAACGAGUUGGAUUUUCAAGGCUACGUUGUUAGUGACUGGGCAGCGCAGAAAACUACAACAGGCAGCGCAAAUGCAGGAAUGGAUAUGGCUAUGCCAGGAGAUAAUUUUGGCGACAAUAAUUUUAUAUGGGGAACUAAUCUUCUGAAUGCCGUUACUGCUGGUACUGUUCCCCAAACCCGUCUUGAUGACAUGGCAACUCGUAUUCUAGCCGCCUGGUAUUUUCUCGCCCAAGAUACAAACUAUCCUGCUGUGACCGGCUGGACUUCCUGGAAUGGCGGAGUCGGCGGACCUAAUGUUUCUUCAACCCAUAAUACCGUUGCACGAGCCAUUGCUCGCGAUGGGAUUGUUCUAUUGAAGAAUACCAAUAAUGCACUGCCGCUUAAGAAACCGGUUAGUUUGGCAUUGAUUGGUCAAGAUGCUAUUGUAAAUCCAGCUGGGGCGAAUGCAUGUAUCGAUAGAGGUUGUGAUGUUGGAACUUUAGCUAUGGGUUGGGGCUCCGGAACAGCCGACUUCCCAUAUUUAGUUGCGCCAUAUGAUGCACUAAAAGUCAAGGCUGCUGCAGAUGGCACGACCUUAACUCUUUCAAAUACAGAUUCGACAUCAACAGGAGCUUCAGUAGCAAGUGCUGCUGCGACAGCUAUCGUGUUUAUCAAUUCAGACGCAGGCGAGGAAUAUAUCACUGUCGAAGGAGCAAAAGGCGACCGCAUAAAUCUCGAUCCUUGGCACUCGGGCAACGCACUCGUCGCCGCGGUCGCCGCCGUCAACAAAAACACAAUCGUCGUAAUCCAUAGCGUCGGCCCCCUGAUUCUCGAAAGCAUCCUCGCUCUCCCCAACGUCAUCGCCAUCGUCUGGGCCGGUCUCCCGGGUCAAGAAUCCGGAAACGCGCUCGUGGAUAUCCUAUACGGUUCUGUGUCUCCGUCGGGAAAACUCCCUUACACCAUCGCGAAGACGCAAGCAGAUUAUGGUACCGCGAUUGCGAGUGGCGAUGAUAGUUAUGCCGAGGGAUUGUUUAUCGAUUACAGACAUUUCGAUCAGAGUUCUAUUGUGCCGCGUUAUGAAUUCGGGUUCGGGUUGAGUUAUACUACAUUUUCAUAUUCCAAUCUCGUUCUCUCGUCCAUUUCUACAACCCCUGGAAAUAGCGGCAUUCUGCCCGGAGGGAAAGCCAAUCUCUACGACUCCAUCGCUACCGUCUCCGUAUCGGUCACAAACAACGGUACCAUCCCCGGCGCAGAAGUAGCACAGCUGUACAUUGGAUUCCCAAACUCCAUCCCAAACACCCCCCCGAAACAACUCCGCGGGUUCAAAAAAGUCAAUCUCGCAGCCGGCGUCGCAAACAGCAUCACAUUUUCGCUGCGAAGGAAAGAUUUAAGUUACUGGGACACGACGACUCAAUCGUGGAUUUUACCUUCUGGAACUUUUAACGUAUAUGUAGGAAGUAGUAGUCGCGAUAUUCGCUUAAGUGGAACCUUUUUGAGUUCUGGCGCGGGCUCUGGAUCUCCUUCUUCUACUUCUUCUUCUUCCAUUUCGUCAAGUACGAUGACUUCUUUAUCGUCUACGUCUCUCACAACGUCGAUAUCGGUGCCGACUCUCACGACGAAAACUAGCACGACUAGUAUCGCCAGCGCAACGACUUCUGCGACUGGGGCUCUGCAAACUCUCUAUGGACAGUGCGGAGGAAAUGGAUAUACUGGACCGACGGUGUGUGCAAGCGGGAGUUGUAAAGUCAGUAAUGCGUAUUAUAGUCAAUGUUUACCUUGAUGAUGGUUGGAAGUUUGGGGUGAAGGGAGAGAAGGAGAAGAGGAAGAGGAAGAGGAAGAGGGGGUGGAAUGGAGAUGGGGAUGGGGA